Dichomitus squalens LYAD-421 SS1 is the source of this 6190-nucleotide messenger RNA. RefSeq names its product isocitrate lyase and phosphorylmutase. Gene Ontology annotation, cellular component: mitochondrial matrix. Bases 105 to 1814 code for a protein of 569 amino acids. Lineage: Eukaryota; Fungi; Basidiomycota; Agaricomycetes; Polyporales; Polyporaceae. The transcript has 12 exons. The record is from RefSeq and is a predicted model, not a curated record. Gene Ontology annotation, molecular function: methylisocitrate lyase activity; isocitrate lyase activity.
GCUCUGUUCUCAGCUUCCUCCUGAGGUGCUCAGGACACCUCUCUGCUUUUCUGCUUGUCUCGUUUCCUGGUCCAAGGCUCUUCUCGUGCCGUUAGACUCGUGCAAUGAUUAGGACGACCCUCCGCGUCCGCGGCGCAACCCGCAUCCUCGCCCCACGCUCUCGCGCAAUGUCCUCCUUCCCCGCACUACCACUCACCCCUCCUACCCCGGAAGAGGAGGCGGCCCAGUUUGAGGCCCGCAUCGCGGACAUGGAGGCGUUCUUCGCCCAGCCCCGAUUCGCCUCGCUCAAGCGUCCGUACACCCCCGCGCAGGUCGCGUCGAAGCAGGGCUCGUUGCCCGUCCUCCCGCUGCCCUCGACGCUCCUCGCGAACAAGCUCUAUGCGCUGUUUGAGAAGGCUGCGAGCGAAGGGCGUCCUGUGCACACCAUGGGCGCGAUCGACCCGGUGCAGAUGACGCAGAUGGCACCGCACCAGGAAGUGGUGUACGUUAGCGGGUGGGCGGCGUCGAGCGUACUCACGACGGGCAACAAUGAAGUUGGACCGGACCUGGGAGACUACCCGUACACGACCGUCCCGAACCAAGUGCACCGGAUCUUCCGUGCUCAGCAGCUCCAUGACAAGAAACACUAUGACGAGCGGUGGCAGGUGACGCCGGAGGCUCGCGCGAAGUUGCCUUACAUCGACUACUUGCGGCCCAUCAUCGCCGACGCGGACAUGGGACAUGGCGGCCUCUCGACCGUCAUGAAGCUGGUCAAGCUAUUCGCCGAAUCUGGUGCGUCAGCGAUCCAUCUCGAGGACCAGCUUGUCGGCGGCAAGAAGUGCGGCCACCUCGCGGGCAAAGUGCUCGUCCCCGCGUCCGCGCACGUCUCGCGCCUCAUCGCGGCGCGCUUCCAGCUCGACCUGCUGAAGUCGACGAUGCUGCUGAUUGCGCGCACGGACGCGGAGAGCGCGAAGCUCCUCUCGAGCACCGUCGAUAUCCUCGACCACGAGUUCAUCAAGGGCGUCACCGCGCCCGACCGUGCGCUCGCGGAGGUCAUCGCGAAGGCCGAGGCCGAGGGCCGGAGUGGUGCCGAGAUCGACAAGAUUGAGGCGGAGUGGUUGGCGAGGAAUCCGCUCAGCACGUUCGGCCAGGCCUUCGAGAAGGCGCUUGAGAAAUCAGACGUGAAGGACAAGGAGGGUGCGCUGAAGGCGUUCCGUGAGGCGGCGGACGGCAAGUCUAACGCGGACGCACGCGAUAUCGCUAAGGACAUCCUCGGGGAGAACAUCUUCUGGGACUGGGACUUGCCCAAGACCCGUGAGGGUUACUACCACUACACCGGCGGGGUGGAGGCAGCCAUCAAGCGCGAGCUUGCAUUCGCGCCCUAUGCUGACAUGAUCUGGCUCGAGACAAAGCUGCCUGACCUUGAGCAGGCUCGGUAUUUCUCUCGCAAGAUUCGCGAGAAGUACCCUGGCAAGUGGUUUGUCUACAACCUCAGCCCCAGUUUCAACUGGUCUGCGCAAGGAUUCUCAGACGUGGCUUUGAAAAACUUCGUCUGGGACCUCGGUAAAGAAGGAUUCGUUCUACAGCUUAUUUCCCUGGCUGGCCUGCACCUGAAUGCUGUCACGGCCGCCGAGCUAGCCGCGGCCUUCAAGACCGAUGGUAUGCUUGCAUACGUUAAUCUCAUUCAAAAGAAAGAGAAGGAGAUCGGCUGUGACGUGCUCACGCACCAGAAGUGGAGUGGCGCUAACUACAUCGACCGCAUCCUCACCACCGUGUCCGCGGGUUCGUCAAGUACCUCCGCAGUUGGCAAGGACUCGACAGAGCACUCAUUCUGAUUAGCAACGCCUGGUCGACGGCUGCCAUACUCAUGAUGAUACGGAGCCAGUGGUCUAGUACUACUAGCAACACGUGUUGUUAUAUUGUUUUGUGCUAUGGCAUCAAAUGGAAGUGAAAAUACUGAUAAUAACACAUCGGCGGGACUUGGAAUCAGGAAUGCAGCAAAGUGUAGAAGUACGAUGGAAUAAUGGACCCAAGGCAUGAUCAAGACGAGCGUAAGUAGUAGACAAUGCGUAUCGGUAUCGUCAAGGAGCGUUCCAAGAGUAAGGUAGUGAUAUAUACGGCGUGCACGAGACGGACAGACUCAUGGGGGCGACAACUAGCAUGGGAAAGAUUGCGAAGAGCCAAGCGAUGUAAAGAGACCGCGCGCCACAGGCGGGGUCCACGCUAGCUGCGGCCCUGGUAGUAGAAGGCAAGAAGGCAGUGGAUACAUAUACGAUAUAACCAUACGGUCACGACACGAAGCGUCUGACAACGUACGAAGCAACCAAGAUAUUAUAGACCAGAUAUGGCAAACAACCAGAGACGAUCAUUCUGAGGAUGACAUGGACUGGUCUAUAGUAUUGUAAGGGUAUGAAAGCUGAUGUGGCAAGAGCUUAGGUGAGACGAUCUCGAACUGUGACUCGUCAAAGCUCGGACGACUAUCCGAUGAGUCGCCAGACGUGCGUGGUAUCGACAGUGCGCCAGGGCGUGGCGGUGAAGCGCCGGCCAUGAGCCGGGAAGGUGCACGGGACGAAGACGACUCAGUUGAAGAGAUGCUCGGGCGGUUUUUCAUCCUUAUGCUGGCGUUGGAUAACUGCGACGACCGACUAGCAGAACGAGAUUGGUUUCCAGAGAGGUGCUCGGGAAGCGGAGGACUUCUCGGGAUAUCGACGAGGGUCAUAGUCGAUGAUACGCCUGACGCGCGCUUCAUGACCUGGCCUAGCUCCACAACGCUCCCUUUCCUCAGGCGCUGCUGUUCUGGAGGCAUCUCGUGACUGGAGCGCGGUGCGGAAAUGGACGAUUGUGAGGAGUGCGCCGAGAGGGUACCCGACUGGGACUUGCUGAACGAUUUCAGGAUCGACUUGCGCAUGCCGCCCUUCUCCGCCUGGACCAGUGCCGGAGGGGCAGACGCAGGCAAUGGCGGGGUCGUAGCUGGUAUGGGUGACACCGAUGGCGAAGGCUGGCGGGGAGGAGGGUGGAGGGGAUAAGGGGACUCUUGAUUCCAAGAGAGCUGGUGCAUUGAGCCGUUACGCUUCGGCAUAAGCAUCGCGGGUCCCGGCGCGGAUUUCGGCGGCUCGGGGAGCAGCGGUGAUCUCGAGAGCGUGCGGGAUAUGCGUUUCGGUCCUGGUCCAGGGGCGGGGCCAUUGGAAGGCGGGGCUGAGUUCGGGGACGAGCGACCCGAGUUCGGCAAGGCAGGCGAGCUUGACCCGGACACCGAGGCCUUGUUGGUUCGCCGCCAGAGCUUCUUGAUGCUCUUCACACUCAUAAGCGAUGACUGUUUGGCGGCGGCCUUGCCAUCUUCCGACGCUAGCGAGUCGAUGGAAAAUCGGCUUGUUGAAGGCGCAGAAGAUGCAUUACUCAUCUUGCUGCUAUGCGCUUGCCGGAGUGAGGAAUUCUGCUUCGCUGCGAAGACCGACUCCUCAUAUCGAGGGGUCGGGACAUCCACGUCCGACGGGAAUCUCCCGAACGGAUCCGGCGACAAAGGGAUAACGGGGGAUUCGGAUCCAGGGGUGCGUAACAAUGCAGGUGCUACAAGGGGUGGAUAGAGCCCCUCUUCCUCCAGCUCACGUUUACGCGCAAGCGACUCGUCGGACAUCGCGUCUCCGUGAGCGGUGAACCGCUUCUGGAAGGGUGACUUCGGCAAUUCUGUUGAAAUACCGUUGAAGGCUAUCCGUGGCGGAGAAGGGACGUCACUGGGCAGUUCAGUUUCGGGAGCGGAGUUCAUGUUGUUGAGCAUCGAGUAAGGGACGGCGGGCCACGAAGCACCUUCUGCAGGAGGCCCUGGUUGGUGUGGGGACAUGGGUAUGGGAGCACUGCGAGGAGUUCCUUGCCAAUUCGGCGGAGGGGUGAGGCUCGCAAUGGAGGGCAUCCCUGUCGGCGUCUCUGCCGCCAGAUCUUCGAUAGCUAGCUUGCGAGGCGAGAAUUGGGCGAGGUGCUUCUCAAUUUCGUCCAACUUAGCCAUCAUAAGGACUUGACUCUUCCGGCGAUCGUCCGGAUCAUCCUCAUCGUACUCGACAGAGCCGUCCAGGCCAAGGUUGAGGUCGUCAAAGAACUGUCCGUCACGUUUCUCUUCCAAUGGGCUGCGUCGCGGGCGCUGUGUGGUCUCGCCGUCGGAGGACUCAUCGCCUUCGGCAAACAUACCUGUAGAGGGGGUGGACUCCUCUGUCAGGUACGCCAAACGCAUGUUCGAAUCGUCCGUACCAAGACCCGCGGAAUCCGCCACGUUUGGUAGGGACGGCGCAAGGUCCAAUGCUGGAGGGAUGCGCUUCCUCGACAAGGAGGAGCCCCCUGAAGCACUGCGCUCGCGACCGGCCUGUGGCGGCGGGCUAGGGAUGGCGACCGAGAGUCGUGGGCGUGAACUCCUCUUGAGGAGAUCCGCAACCUCCCGCGCGUCGUCGCCCUCCUGCCUUUCCUCGCUGCCCUCCACUGGGUCUGGCAAUGCCGACAGUGCCUCUCCGGAGAGGGCGAGGUCAACGACAUUCGGAUUCUUCGUUCUCUUCUGACGGAAAGGUUGCGAUUCAGCACGUAUGUCCGCCCAGGUCUCAGCAUCGGUGCCAAACACGUCCGCCAACGGAUCUCCACUCACGGUCCCUUGCCCAAACCUCGCCGUUGCAUCCUCGUCCUCUUCGUCUGAGUCCGGCAGUUGCGCGUACCCAUCGUCGGCGUCGGGGCCGAGCAAUCUUCCGUCCUUCGGCCGCAGGAACGCAGGCAUGUUCGACUCAGCCUGCAACCGCUCGACGAGGCGAAGCUCGAGCGCCGGCUUCCUCGCCGAAUCAUCCUCUUCAGCUGCCGAUUCGUCGCCCGCCCGCGACGCUGCCCUGCUCCGGAGCCCUAAUCGGCUCUCUGUACGCUUCGCGUGUUGUGCGCGCCGCGUGUUCUUCCAUCUGCCAUACCACGUUGCCUUUCGCUUGUCGAUGUUAAACUCCACCUUCGCUAGAAUGGGUAUGAGCGCUGGCGAGUGCAACCCGGGCAAUAGCAAGUCGUCCGCGUUGCCACCGUCAGAUACGGAGGUCGCGGAGUCGGGCGAGUCCAGACCCGAAGUGGAAGAGAGAGCCGAGUGGGACACGGUGGUGGAAGGAGACGGGGUGCCGAGUCGGGGAGCUUCCGUGCGCAUAGGCGAGAGAAGCGGUCGUAGGGGACUCGGAUUUGACAUUACGUCUUGGAGCAGCGAAGGCGACGACUGUGCGGCUGCGUUUCCGAACCCGAGGCCGUUUGCACGCGUUGCAGAGAGAGACGGCUCAUCGCGUUCGGCCUUGAGUACACGUACCCAGAUGUGCCUCCAGAUGUCUUCCGAUAUUCGCGGUCCUGGCCCGCCGUCUUCUUCCGACAUGUUCCCAAGUCGCAUACUGGCAUGGGCAGCGGGGGAGGAAUUGACAAGAUAUAGAACCAAGCCAACUGUGCUCGGAAGCGCAUACUCCUUCGCGAUGGCGUUUAAUUGGCUUGGUAGUGUCGGAUAGACUGGGAUCAGAACGCCGCGCCGGAAGUGCGUAUGAUAACCAGAAGCGGUCGGAGGUGGGGGAAGCAACUCGUUCUCAUGCGUGUAGUCGGAUUCAUGGGGUAGAUGAGAUGGCGGAACGACGUGAAGGAGGUACUUUGACGUCUGAGAGGCCGGGGUGUAGGUGUGAGCAGAAGAGCCUACCGAAGGCGUGGGCGAACGUCGAAAGUCGAAAGAAGGAGAGACAGCGGAAGGAGGUGCGAUCGGGGAAGGAGCGUAAGUGGAGGAAGGUGAGGUGAGUACAUGAAGGCGAGGGAUUGGGGUAGAUACUCCAAGAGCGUUCGCGAGCUUUGCAAGUCGAUCAGGAGGCAGCGGCGAGCGCGGAGCCCAAGAGGGAGAGACGGCUGACUCGGGUUGAUCAGCGUUCUCGGGAGAUGAACCAGGCAUGUUGUAGUCAGGAAAGAAGUCGCAAGGGCCUCAGGCUUCGGGAUACAAAGAGAAUAUCACUGUGAAUGCAUCUGUCCCGGAUGCUGCUAAUGCUGUGGAUGCCGAGUACAAGGACAGCCAUUUAUUGAACGAUUGAAACAUUCGUCCCGGAGCGGGAUGCCAGGUCACUCACCUAGACCAAACACGACUUUUCCAAUGUCCUGGACUGAGAAUAAACAAAGCCGCAGAGCGUGUAGGAGCAGCAACAGAGUCCGGCGAGGCCCGCGCAGGAAGGGGGAGAGGGACAAGCUC